GGCUAUCUCCGUUUUUUACAAGAUUAUAGCCGUCAUCUAUCAAUCACUGCACGUUUCAUACAAUGAAAAAUUUAACAAUCUCUUUUUCCUAGUUUCGCUAGGCUGUUAUUGUUAUUUCUCUUCGAUGUGCAAAAUGCAAAUUGCAAAACAAAAAAAAAAUAGAAAUUAUACAGUAAAUUCAUUUUAAAUCCAACUCUCAUUGAGUUAUGUUUAUAUUGAAUGAACAUUAAUGAAGUUAGAAUAGUUAAUCAUCAUAAGAAGUUGUAUUUUAUUCAUAUUUUUACUGAAGUAGUAAGGUAACAUAAGUGGUUACUAAUCUAUUAAAUAAUACAAUAUGCUGCAAACUGAGGAAGUGGAUGCAGAUUUCUUUACACCAGUACCUGGGUCAUCCCUGGCGUCAAUAUUUAGUAAUAUAAGCUCAUCUGAAGAAGGCUCUAACAUUCUCAAAUAUAUUCCACAACAACAAGCACAAGCUGAUGAUAUAAAGACUACUAAAGAAGCAGUGAAAGCUACUGAAUGUAUAUUUGCUACUGUAGUUUCUGCAUAUGAAUGGAUAAAUAAUUCCUAUGUUUUAAGAGAACAUUUGGGGUUUGCUAUCAUAAAAACAUUAAAGGAUGGCUGCAAUCAGCUAGUUAUAUAUGAUUCAGAAAAGAUAACACUCUCACUUGCUAUACUGACUUCAAAAUUUAUCAUAAAUGUGAGAAAAGAUGUUAGUAUAUCAUAUUAUGAUAGUUUAAAAAAGUAUUGGCUUAUAUGUGCACCUCCUGUAAAGUUAUUGAAGAUAAUAGAACACCUAGAAGGUUUAAAUGUAAAUAUCAAGUACUCCCUUGAUAACAAUGUUUCACUCCGAGAUAUACCAACAGUUACAAAAACACCAGAUAAUGUGAAUAAUACUUUGAAAGAAAUAGAAAGUGAUACCGACUCAAUUGCAAAUAGCAGAGCAAAAGGUUCUAUAAUAAAGAGAAUGGCAUCAAUGGGACAUUCUGUUUUACCAAUCCAAAGUCUGAACCAGCCUUUGAGUGAAGAUAGCUCUGAUAGUGAAGUUCUUCAUGAAAAUUUUCGAAGGCAUAAAACUGGUAAACAUUUGCAAUCCAAAAAGUCAGUGUCAGACAGAAUUUUAAAUGAAUUUAAAAAUAAGACAGAUAAGGACAGUAUGACCACAUUGCCUAAUUUACAAGAAAAUGUAAGUGUAAAUGAUAUCAGUGACAAAACAAUAUCAGCUGUAGGAAAAGAUCAAGAUAAUGAGUUAAAUAAUUUUAUGUCAGAGCAAAGAAUGAAUAAUACUGAAUUAAGGAUAAAUUUGAAUAUGAUGAAAGAAAAAUUAGACUUGUUUCUAGGUAAGAUACAACAGACAAACUUACAAUCAAGCAAUCAAGAUAUUAUUUCUAAACUCAUUAAGGAAUAUGAGUCAAAGAUUCAAAUAUAUGAAAAUUAUGUAAAAUCAAAUGGAAUACGCCCAGAAAAUAUAAUGGCUUUUCAAUUAGAUAGUGCAAAGAUUCAGAAUGUUACUAAUGAACUGGAAAAUGAUGAAGUAACUAAACUAAAUGAUGAAGUUGAAAAGAAAAAAACUGAAAUUAUUAAAUUAAAAGAAAACAUAAAAGCACUACAUAAUUCAUACUCUACAGAAUUGGAAAAAUGCAGAGAACAUGAGGCUGUAUUGCAAAAACAAAUAUCUGAUCUUAAAGAAAACUUAAACGAAGCUAAUACUGAAAGUUUAGAAAAUUCCAGUAUAAAAUUAAUGAAAGCAAGUCUUAUGCCGGACCAAUUGAAGGCAAAUGUAAAAGGUAUCAUGAAUAAUGCAUUUCAAACAAUAUCAGAAAACUUUGAUGAUGAACAGACUUAUUUAGGUGUAGAUAUAAAGAGAACAGUGGCUUCAAUUAUAAAAAGAACAACAGUUGAGUUCUUCGAGAAUGAUUUUGUCACUCAGGACAUUUGAAACACAGGGAGUUUAAAUUGAGUAGUAAUAUUUAAUUUUAAAAUAAUUAUUAAUUUAUACAAUAAUGAAAUUAAAAUAAGUUAUAAAAUCAUAUUAUAUCAAAGUAGGCAUUUGUAGUAGACUAUAAUUUAUAUGUAUGUGAGCCUUCUUUGGUAGAUUGGUAGGUGGUCAAACCCCUUAUUUUUUAUUUCAUUAAAAGAUGAAAUAAAAAAGUUAGUUGUAACUAUGUUUAAAUAUAAUUAUAUUAUGUACUGUAAGGUUUUAAACAUAUUUGUGUUUAUAUAAAUACUAUUAAUUUCUAGUUAUUCCAUAAUAAUGAUAAUUGAUUUUUUAUUA
Leptidea sinapis is the source of this 2272-nucleotide messenger RNA. Its product is annotated as kinesin-like protein KIF15. Bases 335 to 1936 code for a protein of 533 amino acids. Lineage: Eukaryota; Metazoa; Arthropoda; Insecta; Lepidoptera; Pieridae. The record is from RefSeq and is a predicted model, not a curated record. The transcript is spliced from 3 exons.